Molecule: messenger RNA, 1119 nt
Organism: Iphiclides podalirius (scarce swallowtail)
Lineage: Eukaryota; Metazoa; Arthropoda; Insecta; Lepidoptera; Papilionidae
Source: the annotation of a GenBank genome assembly
AUGUACAGUAAUUGGCAGUUAUUAUCUGAGCUGACGCCAGACCCGCUGGGAUUGUCAGCAUCGUCUGCAAUGUCUUUAUAUGACUCACGCCAUCGACCGCAAAAUGUAGCCGUCUCUGUGAUUAAACAGGAUCUUAUUCUGACUCAUUCAUCACAGUGGAAUAAAAAUUUGAAAGACAAUCAACAGGCCAUUGCUUCAGUUGACACAAAGAAGGCAGAAGAAUCAAAACAACAAUGUUCAGACGCAACAUCGACCCCAAAAAAAGAGCUAGCUGGAGGUUUUGAAAGCAACGAAGAAUACACGUAUGUCCGUGGUCGCGGUAGAGGCCGAUAUGUAUGCUCGGAAUGUGGAAUCCGUUGCAAGAAGCCCUCAAUGUUGAAGAAACAUAUUCGUACACACACAGACGUCCGACCUUACACAUGUACUCAUUGCGCAUUUAGCUUUAAGACUAAAGGAAAUUUGACAAAACACAUGAAAAGCAAAGCGCAUUAUAAAAAGUGUUGUGAAUUGGGAAUAAACCCAAAUGAGGGUAACGAAGAAGGCCUCGAAAUGACGCAGUGCUCCGGAGAAACAGACGAUGAAACAGAGUCCGAUGGUGAUGAGGGAAAUGAAGGCGAAACUGAAUCAAGCGAUACGGAGAUAUAUAAAUCGCGACUGCCAGAACACGAAGCUGCCCAUUGCUUGUUGUCACUGGGAGGCUGUUGUCUCGCGACGUCGGCAACUCCAGGAUUAAUAACAAGUGCUAGACCCACCACUUAUCCAUACAGUCCUGUUGGAGUCGAUAGUAUUGCAGUAGAGUCGAACACUGAAAAAACUCAAUUGACUAGCAGUAACUCUGCAGAUUUGAAAAUAGAUAUUGAUAAUGAACCGAUAGAUUUGAGCCGAAAUGAGAUGAAAGCAGCGAAUAUUCCAGAAAUUCCGACGGCUAAAGAGUCCAGUGUUUUAGCUUCUUUAGCGUCUAACACCGCAAAACUUCCCCAACAUCAGAGUCAAUGGUCUAAUGGAGAACCAAUGUUGCACACGUAUUUAACAGAACGUGCACUUCUUGAUUCAAAGAUCAAACAGAGCCAGCUUUCAUCCAAUUUAAGCAAAAUCAUGAACCAGUGGCCCGAAAAGUGG